CAGCUCGUCACACAAGCUCUCAUAUAGCCUCGAGGCAAGCAAGGGCAUCGACCCAAGAACCAGGUCAUCGAAAGCCUCAUCGGAAUGGCCGCUGUGGGGGAGAUCGUUCUCUGAUGAUGCACUUACACGGGUGACUUGCAUACGCUAAUCGUGACGUAGGACGAUGCCACGGACCAGCCAUGCAGCCUCUGGCGCACUGGAGAGGGUGUCUGCAGCCGCCCGGGGAAGGCGAGCCUAUCUCUACCCUUGAGUUGCUCCGACCUCUCGAAUCGCAUUUGUCGCCACCUUCGGUUUCCCGCUUGUCACUGUCUUCCGUUGUAAUCACCGGCGUGCGACAUUACCAACGGUUACCGUUUCACGCCCUAUGGACAUCCCUCGAGCGAGCUACAGUCGCUGCGUUUCAGGUUUUCCUUACGUUUGACCGGAUCCAGCUUUGGUUGCAUGCGGUAUCACAGUACCGCCGCCUCCUUUCAGAAAUACACGUGAUCUUCUUGACGUUUUUGGAGAACGCCGGCAUUCCUAAGUCAGCCAUUGACGACUUCAAAUCGUCUCGAUUAGUCUUCUCCUCAGUCAAGCCCACCAUUGGCCCGAAUGGGAGCAGCAUAGCGGGCUGUUCCAGAAAGAAAUCCAAGCUCAAGAGCUCCGACAACUCCCUUGACCCUGAAUGCGGCUUGAUCAUGUCUCGAUCUGCAAUUUAAUUCGGACCAGAGUCGUGUCUCGAUGCAAUCUUGAGAGUUGACGCGUUCGGCGUGAUGAGUGGACAAGUCUUGAGCUGUGAACGCAAAUGAGACGCCACUUAGGACUCCAGCCCUACUCUCACGAUGCGAGCCUUCUCUGGAAUUCUCAACUUCAUAUCUUGAUACCACAACAUUACUGGAGGAGGUAAAGAAUAAAUCUCUCCUUGGAAGAAUCGGCCAGAACCAGAUU
Molecule: messenger RNA, 927 nt
Organism: Trematosphaeria pertusa
Lineage: Eukaryota; Fungi; Ascomycota; Dothideomycetes; Pleosporales; Trematosphaeriaceae
Exons: 2
Coding region: 180-698 (172 amino acids)
Source: RefSeq, a predicted model, not a curated record